Molecule: messenger RNA, 897 nt
Organism: Exophiala bonariae
Lineage: Eukaryota; Fungi; Ascomycota; Eurotiomycetes; Chaetothyriales; Herpotrichiellaceae
Exons: 1
Coding region: 1-897 (298 amino acids)
Molecular function (GO): oxidoreductase activity
Source: RefSeq, a predicted model, not a curated record
AUGUCUACCAACGAUCACAAUGAGUCAUUCAAACUCGAAAACCUGUUCUCCGUCAAGAACAAAGUCGCCCUGAUCACCGGUGGCGGCAGUGGGAUUGGACUCAUGGCGACUCAAGCCCUAGCCACCAACGGAGCCAAGGUCUACAUCGUAGGACGCACAGAGGAGAAACUCGAGAAAGUGGCCGAGACCUACGGCAAAGACAUUUCGGGUUCCAUCAUUCCCAUCACGGCCGACGUAUCCAAGAAAGACGAGAUCAAGAAACUCGUCGACACGAUCUCUUCCAAGGAGAAAUGUCUAUGCAUCUUGAUCAACAACGCCGGCAUCGCGCUCAACACGCAACAGACAGAAGCCUCGUCGGCGGAGGAACUAUCCAAGAACCUUUUCUCGGACCCGAACGAAACCUUCGAGAUGUGGACCGACACGUACCGGACCAACGUGCCGCAACUCUACUUCAUGACGACAGCCUUCCUCCCGCUCCUUCAGGCCGCACAUAAGCACAACGACAAUUUCUCCGGGGCGGUCAUCAACAUCAGCUCGAUCAGCGGCAUCGUGAAGACGUCGCAGCACCAUUUCGCGUACAACGCGUCCAAAGCCGCGGCCAUCCAUCUGACGACAAUGCUCGCCAAUGAGAUCGGCAGUCUGAACGGCUUGCGCAUUCGCGUCAACAGCAUCGCGCCGGGAGUUUUUCCCAGCGAGAUGACGGCGGGCGAGAGCGAUGAGAAGCAGAAGUCUCACAUCCCGCGCGAGAAGUAUGAGGACAAAACGACGGCGACCAGGCCGGGCGAGGAUCGUGAUAUGGCGAAUGCGAUUCUCUUCGCCGCUACCAAUCAGUAUCUGAAUGGCCAGACGGUGGCGGUCGAUGGUGGGUAUAUCCUCAGUGCUGGGGCGGGUGCUUAA